Fukomys damarensis (Damara mole-rat) is the source of this 1932-nucleotide messenger RNA. RefSeq names its product nuclear factor I X (gene Nfix). Gene Ontology annotation, biological process: regulation of transcription by RNA polymerase II. Gene Ontology annotation, molecular function: RNA polymerase II cis-regulatory region sequence-specific DNA binding; DNA-binding transcription factor activity, RNA polymerase II-specific. The record is from RefSeq and is a predicted model, not a curated record. The transcript has 11 exons. Lineage: Eukaryota; Metazoa; Chordata; Mammalia; Rodentia; Bathyergidae. Gene Ontology annotation, cellular component: nucleus. Bases 388 to 1872 code for a protein of 494 amino acids.
UUUUUUUAAACUGAAAGAGGAUGCACAGGGGGAAAAAUUGAAAAAAAAUUUAUGUUGGCUUUUGUUUACCUGGCGUGUGUGUGGCAACCAGUUCGCUCCCUCUCUGCUUGCUAUCCCUGACCUUUCUUUCUUUUUGCUCCUUUUCAAAAAAAAUAUUAAUUUCCCCCUUCUGUGCAAUGGAGCGUGGGGGGGUGGAGGGGGAAGGGUUUGAGAAUCCACCCAAGCCCGGCCCCUAUUCCCCAGAACACCAAUAAUAACCCCCUUUAAAACAUUUACCUUCCUCCCCUGCUCCUCCUCCUCCCCUCCCCCACCCGCCCCCAACUCACAACUCUGUUGAGUCCAGAAUCUCAGAAUCGAGCGUUGGGCUUGGCCGGGUGCUUCAGAUCAAUGGAUGAGUUCCACCCGUUCAUCGAGGCGCUGCUGCCUCACGUCCGCGCCUUCUCCUACACCUGGUUCAACCUGCAGGCGCGAAAGCGCAAGUACUUCAAGAAGCACGAGAAACGGAUGUCGAAAGACGAGGAGCGGGCGGUGAAGGACGAGCUGCUGGGCGAGAAGCCUGAGAUCAAGCAGAAGUGGGCAUCCCGGCUGCUGGCCAAGCUGCGCAAGGACAUCCGGCCCGAGUUCCGAGAGGACUUUGUGCUGACCAUCACGGGCAAGAAGCCCCCCUGCUGCGUGCUCUCCAACCCCGACCAGAAAGGCAAGAUCCGGCGGAUUGACUGCCUGCGCCAGGCCGACAAGGUGUGGCGGCUGGACCUGGUCAUGGUGAUUUUGUUUAAGGGGAUCCCCCUGGAAAGUACUGAUGGGGAGCGGCUCUACAAGUCGCCCCAGUGCUCGAACCCCGGCCUGUGCGUCCAGCCACAUCACAUUGGAGUCACAAUCAAAGAACUGGAUCUUUAUCUGGCUUACUUUGUCCACACUCCGGAAUCCGGACAAUCAGAUAGUUCAAACCAGCAAGGAGAUGCGGACAUCAAACCACUGCCCAAUGGGCACCUCAGUUUCCAGGACUGUUUUGUGACUUCCGGGGUCUGGAACGUGACGGAGCUGGUGAGAGUAUCACAAACCCCUGUUGCGACAGCAUCAGGGCCCAACUUCUCACUGGCGGACCUGGAGAGUCCCAGCUACUACAACAUAAACCAGGUGACCCUGGGGCGGCGGUCCAUCACCUCCCCUCCUUCCACCAGCACCACCAAGCGCCCCAAGUCCAUCGAUGACAGUGAGAUGGAGAGCCCUGUCGAUGACGUGUUCUAUCCUGGGACAGGCCGCUCUCCAGCGGCUGGCAGCAGCCAGUCCAGCGGGUGGCCUAAUGACGUGGACGCAGGCCCGGCUUCUCUAAAGAAGUCAGGAAAGCUGGACUUCUGCAGUGCCCUCUCCUCUCAGGGCAGCUCCCCGCGCAUGGCUUUCACUCACCACCCGCUGCCUGUGCUUGCUGGAGUCAGACCAGGGAGCCCGCGGGCCACGGCCUCUGCCCUGCACUUCCCCUCCACGUCCAUCAUCCAGCAGUCGAGCCCAUACUUUACGCACCCAACCAUCCGCUACCACCACCACCACGGGCAGGACUCGCUGAAGGAGUUUGUGCAGUUUGUGUGCUCUGACGGCUCAGGCCAGGCCACUGGACAGCCCAACGGUAGCGGCCAGGGCAAAGUCCCGGGGUCAUUUUUGCUACCACCGCCGCCUCCAGUGGCCAGACCUGUGCCCCUUCCUAUGCCUGAUUCCAAAUCCACCAGCACUGCCCCAGACGGCGCCGCCUUGACUCCUCCAUCACCUUCAUUCUCAACGACAGGCGCCUCCUCUGCCAACCGGUUUGUCAGCAUCGGACCCCGGGACGGCAACUUUCUGAACAUCCCACAGCAGUCUCAGUCCUGGUUCCUCUGAUAAGAUCAACAAAGAAACAACAAAAUGAAAAAAAAAAAAAAAAGAGGUUCCUCAAGGGGG